Molecule: messenger RNA, 2613 nt
Organism: Elgaria multicarinata webbii
Lineage: Eukaryota; Metazoa; Chordata; Lepidosauria; Squamata; Anguidae
Gene: GAS2L3
Product: growth arrest specific 2 like 3
Exons: 8
Coding region: 2-2155 (717 amino acids)
Biological process (GO): actin crosslink formation
Cellular component (GO): actin filament
Molecular function (GO): cytoskeletal adaptor activity; actin filament binding; microtubule binding
Source: RefSeq, a predicted model, not a curated record
CAUGCAUCACACAGUUCAGGUGUGGUUUGGAGAUGAUCCCCCUUUAAGUCCACGAAGUCCACUGACUCCAAGGCAUGGCCCAGGCUUAGCAGAUGUUUUACUCUACGACCAGUGGAUAUCUGUCCGACAUGAGGCAACUCUGGUUCCUAUGCAGGAGGAUCUGUCCAUCUGGCUGUCUGGCUUGUUAGGGAUAGAACUUACAGCAGAACAAUUGUUGGAAGAUCUUGAUAAUGGUGUACUGCUGUGCAUGUUGAUUGGCGUUAUUCAAAGCACAGUUAAAAAAUGUUGUGACCCAAAUAGUUUAAGGGAUUUCCCUCUGAGAAAAGUCCCUUGUAAGAAGGAUGCACCAUCAGGAUCCUUCUUUGCUAGAGAUAACACAGCCAACUUUCUGAAUUGGUGCAGGUGCAUUGGAGUGGAUGAGACUUACCUCUUUGAAUCCGAAGGUUUAGUUUUGCACAAGGACCCAAGACAAGUGUACCUUUGCCUACUGGAAAUUGGUCGCAUUGUAUCAAGAUAUGGAGUUGAACCUCCUGUGUUAGUAAAACUGGAGAAGGAAAUUGAAUUAGAAGAAACCUUGUUGAUGUCCUCUGAUGCAGUAGCUCCUGACAUGACCCCCAAAUCAUGUUGUCAACAUGGAGAACUACAUGAAGCAGUUAAGCACAUUGCUGAAGAUCCUCCUUGCAGCUGCUCUCAUAGGUUUUCAAUUGAGUACUUAUCUGAAGGACGCUAUAGAUUAGGAGAUAAAAUACUCUUCAUACGAAUGUUACAUGGCAAGCACGUGAUGGUCCGUGUUGGUGGAGGUUGGGAUACCCUUCAAGGGUUUCUACUGAAGUAUGAUCCUUGCCGAGUGCUGCAGUUUGCAACAUUAGAACAAAAGAUUUUGGCGUUUCAAAAAGGUCCAUCCAAUGAGACUGUUCCCAAUUCAUCUGCUAGAGCUCCACAGCCCCCACUCAUGAACCCCAUAUCUGCUAUUGAUAUGUACCAAACACAAAAUCCAAAGCCCUCUACUCCUGUUUCAGCUGCAAAGACUUCUCGUGUAGCUAAUACAAAGCAAGCAGCAGCUAGGUUUCCUAUAUCACCUGCACUUUCUUCCCCAAAAGCAAGAAUGCACACACCACCUACAAGCCAAUUUGUAUUGGGCCAGCCCAAGUCGAAAGGCUCUUCAGUAAAUAACAGUUGCACAGCUUCCAAAUCUUCAACAGCUGCUUCAAAAAAACCACCUCUUUCUCAUAAGCUAACUUCUGCUUCGAAAUGUGUACAACCUAUAAACAAAGGUUCUUCAGUGGGCUUACUAAGAACUGCUGUGACUUCUUCAGAAUCGCUUCAGAAACGUAUCAUGUCACCAGUCAAGCUUGAACGCUCCUGUAAUUCUCCAGUCAUGUCACAUCCUGGCAUUUCUUGUUCAACAAGUAACCUUUCUGAGCUACCUGGAACAACUAAAAGAGUGGCAUUGGAAAAAGAAUAUCAUUCUACUAACAGCAGAGCUGGUAUCAGUGUUGCAGCCAAAUGUAAGCCUCUUUCGAAAACCUCAGCAAAAUCUACAAGGCCAACUAACAGAAAUUUACAUGUUCCUAAAUCAACGUACUCACAACAGUCUUCUCCAAUACCAACCAAAACUGUUCCUAAAACUAACACUCAAGCUUUACCAACACAGUUCAGCUCCUACAGAGGCAUGCCAGAAACCAGCCAGGCCAAAAAUAUCAAAACUGCUACUAGCACCAAGCAGCUGGGUUCUACAUCCUCGCUUACUGCAGGUAAAUCAACUUCUACAUUAGUAUCACAGAGUAAAAAUGCAUCUUCAGUUGUUAACAAUCAUUCUUCAGCCAAGAACAUAUUGGUCCAAAGUAGCAGUGUGAGAACUCGGGUACAUCCUGAGCGUACUCCACUGUCUGUUGUGCGUCUUCCCCAAACGUCCACCAUAGAUGAAACCAGAAAAAAGCCAAUGCAAGCUGCCACCAAAAGUCAAUCGCUGGUUAAAUCCUCCAAGAAGAAUGAGAAAAUCCUUGAUUCAACUUCUAAGAACCCUCUUUUAAAAGUAAAGAUUGCAACUGUAACUACUAAGGGAACACCUGGGGGGUUAAAGGAUCCUACACUGAAAAGUAAACAAGAUGAUAAUUAUUUUGUUAUGACUGGAAAUAAGAAACUCAAAAAGUAAGAUAACCAGGAAUGUAAACGGUUUCCUUCUCUUUCCAGUAGCUGCUUCAUUUAAGAGAAUGCUAACAUUAAAUGGCAAUACAGUAACUGAAAUGCUUACUCUUGUUUUACACAGUGCAGUUUGAUCAGCUGUAUUAGUCAGUGAACAACAUGUUUUCUAGAACUUAUAUCAGCCUUCCCUAGUGAUCAACAUUAGGCACUUUAAUGUGGAAUAUAUAAACCUUGGGUCCAUUUCCCAUAUCUAUGUUUGAUGUGAUAAAAGUCCUUAUAAAAUGUUCCUUUCUCAGUUUUGCACGGCACAUACUUCUAAAUGAGUCUCAUGUGUCAGCUAGUAUUUACCAUAUCAGGGGGAAACAUGAGAAUGGCAGUCUCCUAUAUUAGUAGUUUUGGGGUGUUGCCUGUUGGGAGGCAGCCUUAUCAAAAAUAUUCUGUGUUUACUGUUGAUUUUAGGCCUCUUUA